CAAUAACCAAAUAAAACUCUCGUGUUUCUUUGUUUUUGUUUUGUUUUGAGGCUUUUAAUCUUUCGAAAGGAUUGAUCAGUUUUGCUCAGUCAGGUUUAUAGAGUCGGUGUUUCCUCUUUUUAAUGAGAGCACCGUGCGCAGUUUCUUCUUGAGAUUACCAAACAUACAUGUAGCUUUCUGUUUCUAAAGAGGAAGAGCUGCCACAGACCAUGUGACACUUUCAUGAUAAAUAAGAACCAGGAAAAGGACUGAAGGGAGUGUAGACUAUUCAACAAAGCAACGAUGCGUCCGACUGAUCAAGGCCUGAUGUUGGGGAGUCUUCUGUUCGUCUCCCUGUGCGUGGGAGCGGCAGCCACGUUUGACAGCCGGCUGGACGUCCACUGGGACCUGUGGAAGAAGACGCACGGAAAGACGUACAAUAGUGAUGUGGAGAAUAUGCACCGCAGGGGAUUGUGGGAGAAGAACCUGAUGCUCAUUACCACGCACAACCUGGAGGCCUCAAUGGGGAUUCACACCUACGAACUGGGCAUGAACUUCAUGGGAGACCUGACACCAGAGGAGAUCCAGCUGUACUUCGCCACGCUCACUCCUCCCACUGACCUCAAGAGGGGGCCAUCUCCUUUUCUGGGGGCCACAGGCGCUGACGCACCAGACAGCAUGGACUGGAGAGAGAAGGGCUGUGUCACCAGUGUCAAGAUGCAGGGUGCUUGUGGCUCCUGCUGGGCCUUCAGUGCUGCCGGGGCCCUGGAGGGUCAGUUAGCCAAGAAAACAGGGAAGCUGGUGGACCUCAGCCCCCAAAACCUGGUGGACUGUUCAAGCAAAUAUGGCAACCACGGCUGCAAUGGUGGCCUCAUGCAUCAAGCCUUCAAGUACGUCAUCGACAACCAGGGCAUCGACUCUGACGCUUCAUACCCCUACACAGGACGCCAACAACAAUGCCGCUACAACUCCAUGAACCGCGCUGCCAACUGCUCCGACUACAACUUCCUGCCUGAGGGGGAUGAGGGGGCUCUGAAACAGGCGCUCGCCACCAUCGGACCCAUUUCAGUGGCCAUCGACGCCAAGCGGCCCAGAUUUGCUUUCUACAGAAGCGGAGUGUAUGAUGACCCGUCCUGCUCUCAGGACGUGAACCAUGGUGUGUUAGCUGUGGGCUACGGCACACUGAAUGGACAAGACUACUGGCUGGUAAAGAACAGCUGGGGAGCUUCUUUUGGAGACCAGGGCUUCAUCCGGAUGGCACGCAACAAGAACGACCAGUGUGGCAUCGCUCGGUACGGCUGUUACCCCAUCAUGUAGCUGCACAGGAAACCAAACUGAAUCCAUUGCAAACUUAAUUUCCCCUUAUAUCUCUUAUGUACAUUUUUCUUAUUAUUUCAAGUUACUUUCUUUUUACUACAUACGCCAAAAAUGGCA
This is a messenger RNA of Thunnus maccoyii (southern bluefin tuna), 1413 nucleotides long. RefSeq names its product cathepsin S, ortholog2, tandem duplicate 1 (gene ctss2.1). Gene Ontology annotation, biological process: immune response. Gene Ontology annotation, molecular function: cysteine-type endopeptidase activity. Lineage: Eukaryota; Metazoa; Chordata; Actinopteri; Scombriformes; Scombridae. The transcript is spliced from 8 exons. Gene Ontology annotation, cellular component: lysosome. The coding region runs from base 283 to 1296 and encodes 337 amino acids. The record is from RefSeq and is a predicted model, not a curated record.